AUGACUUCUGUCAUUUUGGAGACUUCUCUGGGAGAAAUUACGCUUGAGCUAUAUUGGGAUCAUGCACCCAAGACGUGUAAGAAUUUUGCGGAGCUGGCUAAGCGCGGUUACUACAACAAAGUAAUCUGGCACAGAAUCAUUCCUGACUUUAUGGCUCAAAGUGGUGAUCCAACUGGCACUGGACGAGGUGGAACGAGCAUCUAUGGGCCCAAGUUUGACGAUGAGAUACAUCCCGAUUUACGAUUCGUUGGAGCAGGCAUUCUCGCCAUGGCGAACGCUGGACCCGACACAAAUGGUUCGAAGACUAUUUAUGAUGCUUAUGGGUCUCAAUUUUUCAUCACUCUAGCUCCGACACCCUACUUGGAUGGCAAGCAUACAAUCUUCGGGCGAGUAAGUGGUGGGAUGCGAGUCGUUCAACGACUCGGCGCUGUAGCUACGGACGGGCAAGAUAGGCCUAGGGAAGACAUCAGGAUCCUCAAAGGAAGGGUUGUCACCGAAAAUUAA
This is a messenger RNA of Cantharellus anzutake, 504 nucleotides long. RefSeq names its product cyclophilin-like domain-containing protein. The transcript is spliced from 6 exons. The coding region runs from base 1 to 504 and encodes 167 amino acids. NCBI's taxonomy places the organism in Eukaryota, Fungi, Basidiomycota, Agaricomycetes, Cantharellales, Hydnaceae. The record is from RefSeq and is a predicted model, not a curated record. Gene Ontology annotation, molecular function: peptidyl-prolyl cis-trans isomerase activity. Gene Ontology annotation, biological process: protein peptidyl-prolyl isomerization. Gene Ontology annotation, cellular component: catalytic step 2 spliceosome.